Cololabis saira (Pacific saury) is the source of this 4081-nucleotide messenger RNA. Its product is annotated as anoctamin-4-like. The coding region runs from base 100 to 3525 and encodes 1141 amino acids. Gene Ontology annotation, cellular component: plasma membrane. Gene Ontology annotation, molecular function: chloride channel activity; protein dimerization activity. The transcript has 29 exons. Gene Ontology annotation, biological process: chloride transmembrane transport. Lineage: Eukaryota; Metazoa; Chordata; Actinopteri; Beloniformes; Belonidae. The record is from RefSeq and is a predicted model, not a curated record.
AGAUCCAAGUGUGCAGCGAAAAGCAGAGACGGCUGCUUUUUUUUUUUAGUCACAGGUGAACCGCUUGUGACGGCGAGCCAUGCGUAAUAUGUGCGGCGCAUGUGGGAUCCCGAGGCAGGAGCCGACACACGAGCGGUCCAGCGGACAAACAUGAAGAUCCAGGCUGGGGCGGAGCACGUGGGUUGCAGCAAGGUGGGAGAAAACCACGACGACCAGGUCAUCUGCUCGCACUGUCAGGAUGAGCUGGUGCGGGUUUGUCCGGGAAGCCCGUGCCGCGCCAUCGCCACGCGCCUCUCCUCCGGAUCCGCAGACCGUGAAGCCAGCAGCAGUAGUCACAAUGUUUCUUCAGGAACCUUCUACAGCUGCGUCAGUCAGAUCACGAUUGGGAUUGAUCUUGGGGGUCAAGUGGCCAUUGAAUUCUCCCACUGGAAAAGUCCUUUCCCAUCGACCGGCCCGAAUCUCCCAAGUCCGGACUGUGUUCACUCCGAGGCCUCUGCCGUCCCAGCAGCCAGUGAGCAUCCUGAGCCGGUCUCCUGUCCAGCGUCGCUGUCCGUCAGCCCGCUGCCCUCCUGCACUGCUAGUCAGGAGACGCUGUGCGACAACAGCACAAAUGUGAGUUUGUCUCUACAUGGAUCUGAGCCCCAGCGGCAGACCCCCCACCCACAAAGUGUCCUGCCGCAGACCUCGGCUUCCUGCUACCAGGCAGCGGACAGACCUCUCAUUUUCCCAUACUGUGGGAGAGAAGACAUAAUGGAGGAGUCCUCGGCCACGACUCUGGAGUCCAGCAUUCAAGACGACGAGCCUGCACCAGAUCUGAAGGAUGUCACCGUGCUGCUGGAGAACGAAAGGUCAGAGGAAAUCAACAGCCCCUCCAGAGAUGACGACUCCACCCUGCACAACCCCAAAACGCACAGAAACAUCCCUGACAACAACACAAAGUCCAAUUCAUUCAUCCCACAGGGGAGGAGUAAGCCCAGUGGCCUUUGCUUCAGCGAUGGAAAGAGCCGGAUAGACUACAUCCUGGUUUAUAGAAAGUCAAGCUCACAGCCGGACAAGAGGGAGAUAUUUGAGCGGAACAUCCGUGCAGAAGGCUUACAGAUGGAAAAAGAGGCCUCUUUAACCAAUGGUGACGUGAUCUUCUUGAAGCUUCAUGCACCAUGGGAUGUUCUCUGUCGCUAUGCAGAACUCAUGAACAUCCGCAUGCCUUUUAGGAGGAAGAUCUUUUACAAAAGCAGACGGCCCAGGUUUUUGAGCAGGAUGGAGAAGCGUAUCAAUAAAUUUCGUGGUUGGCUUCCACGCAAACCUAUGAAAUUUGACAACGACACUCUUCCCGACUUGGCAGAGAAUGAAAGCUUUACAGCCCCCUUCAGUCGAUCAAGGAUCCAUCACUUCAUCAUACACAACAAAGACACCUUUUUCAACAACGCCACCAGAAGUCGCAUCGUUCACCACAUCCUUCAACGGGUCAAAUACGAAGAGGGCAAAAAUAAGAUGGGAAUUAACCGUCUUUUAAGCAAUAAUUCGUAUGAGGCAGCGUUUCCUCUCCAUGAGGGCAACUACCACAGCAAGAACUCCAUCCGGACACAUGGAGCAGAGAACCAUCGGCACCUGCUGUACGAGUGUUGGGCCUGGUGGGGAGUCUGGUACAAGUACCAACCGCUGGACCUCAUCAGGAGGUAUUUUGGGGAGAAGAUCGGCCUGUACUUCGCUUGGCUUGGAUGGUACACAGGGAUGCUGUUUCCUGCUGCUCUGGUUGGCCUUCUUGUAUUUGUUUAUGGUCUUUUCACAGUGGAGCAAUGCCAGGUCAGCAAAGAAAUCUGCCAGGCCACUGACAUCGUCAUGUGUCCCAUCUGCGACCAGUACUGUCCCUUCCUGAGACUGUCAGACAGCUGCAUCUACGCCAAGGUCACCCAUCUCUUCGACAACGGGGCGACGGUUUUCUUCGCUGUUUUCAUGGCAGUUUGGGCAACAGUCUUCCUAGAGUUCUGGAAGAGACGCAGAGCCGUCCUCGCUUACGACUGGGACCUCAUCGACUGGGAGGAAGAGGAGGAUGAAAUACGCCCCCAGUUUGAGGCCAAAUACUCCAAGAAGGAGAGGAUGAACCCCAUAUCUGGGAAGCCCGAGCCUUACCAGGCCUUCAGUGAUAAAUACAGUCGCCUCCUCGUUUCAGCAUCCGGAAUAUUCUUCAUGAUCCUGGUGGUGAUUGCUGCAGUGUUUGGCAUCGUGAUUUAUCGCGUGAUCACCGUCAGCACCUUCGCAGCGUUUGGUUGGGCUCUCAUCAGGAACAACUCUCAGGUUGCAACCACGGGUACGGCGGUCUGUAUCAACUUCUGUGUCAUCAUGCUCCUGAACGUGUUGUAUGAGAAAGUUGCUCUGCUGCUCACAAAUUUAGAGCAGCCAAGGACAGAGUCCGAGUGGGAGAACAGCUUCACUUUCAAAAUGUUCCUCUUUCAGUUUGUCAACCUCAACAGUUCAACUUUCUACAUUGCCUUCUUUCUGGGAAGAUUCACCGGCCGGCCGGGUGCAUAUCUACGCCUCAUCAAUCGCUGGAAACUGGAGGAAUGCCACCCCAGCGGCUGCCUCAUUGACCUCUGCAUGCAGAUGGGGAUCAUUAUGGUGCUAAAACAGACCUGGAAUAACUUCAUGGAGCUCGGCUACCCGCUCAUCCAGAACUGGUGGACCCAGCGCAGGCUGAGGAGGGAGCACGGCCUGGAGACGACAGCCAACCUCCCACAGUGGGAGCGGGACUACAACCUGCAGCCCAUGAACGCCUAUGGACUCUUCGAUGAAUAUCUGGAGAUGAUCCUACAGUUUGGCUUCACCACCAUCUUUGUGGCGGCGUUCCCUCUGGCUCCUCUCCUGGCGCUGCUCAACAACAUCAUCGAGAUCCGUCUAGAUGCCUACAAGUUUGUCACGCAGUGGCGCCGACCUCUGCCAUCACAAGCCAAAGACAUCGGCAUCUGGUAUGGCAUUCUGGAGGGUAUCGGCAUCUUGUCCGUCAUCACCAAUGCCUUCGUCAUCGCCGUUACCUCAGACUUCAUCCCCCGUCUCGUUUACGCCUUCAAGUAUGGACCUUGUGCCGGCCAGGGUCGCGCGGGGCAGGGGUGCAUGAUGGGCUACCUCAACGCCAGUCUCUCGGUCUUCCGAGUGUCGGACUUUGAGAAGAGGUCGCAGCCCAGGACCAACGGCUCUGAGCUGUUGGAGGAGGCUGUGAAGUACUGCAGGUAUCGUGAUUACAGGGAGCCUCCAGACUCGGCUGAUCCGUACUCAUACACUCUGCAGUUCUGGCACGUCCUGGCGGCCCGGCUGGCGUUCAUCAUUGUGUUUGAGCAUAUGGUCUUCGCCAUCAAGACCCUGAUUGCGUACCUAAUCCCCGACCUUCCCAAGGACCUGCGGGACAGAAUGCGUAGAGAAAAGUAUCUGAUCCAGGAGAUGAUGUAUGAGGCUGAGCUGGAGAGACUGCAGAAGGAGAAGAACGAGAGGAAAAAGAAGACGGACAGGGCGCAUCACAAGGAAUGGCCGUGAAGAAGGUUUUACCCGGAUACUGUCCUAUUUCCAGCGUAUCCGCAGGUGUUUGGGUUUCACCGUGUAGUGGAUGGAGAGCGCUGGGUUUCCUGCAUGUCCUGGACCCUCCAACCCUCCUGCCGCCUCAGACGGACCAGCGCCCCCUGAUGGACAGGUGCAGAGCUGACGGAGCAUCUGCGUCGCCACGCACAACAGAUGGACCGCUUGGUAGCAGGUUUCGCACCCUUGUUUUCCUGUUGAGACUCUCAGCAGCGUGCCGCUUCAGCUCCUGAAUGUAGACUUCAAGCAAAAGUAAUGUUUUUCCCCUUUUUUUCCUUUUGCUUGUUAAAUGACUGGAAGUGCUUACCACAACCUGCCGAAUACAAACUCUGUUUACAACCCCCCCCCCCUUCUUUUUUUUAUUGAAGGAAUUCACAUUCUGCUUUAUUGUAAAUAAAAUAAUGAGAUGAAUGUCAUCUGCUCCGCUAGAGUUAAGUGUAAUAAAAUCAACUGAAAUAAAAAUGAAAGUCUAUUCUAUCCAGGCUGAGACGCUUUCCAUUUUAAAUUUACAUUGAUA